AUGGAGAACAACGAGGAGUCCGAGCAUUAUGAGGACUCUGAGGACUCUGAGGGCUCUGAGGACAGUGACCUCUCGAACGGCCAGCCCGAAGAGAACUAUAUCUACUUAGAUGACCUACCAACUCUGGCAACCUGUUACCUGUAUGUCAUUAUAGUACCUGGAGAUGGCGAACUCAAGCACUGGAUUCUUUGCAUCGACGCCCCAACCUGGACCGAAAAGCCUAUGGUCCACCUCGUCGGAUCUCCAACGUAUUACCGAGUCGAAGCACGAUUCUUGACGAGAAAUGAUGAAAGAAGGAUCAUCAAACGAGUUAAUCUGUGUGAUAUUCCGAAUGCACAGAAUGUGUACGAUGAUAUCAUCGACGCUGGGGAAUGGGCAGAGAUCGAUAAUCAGGAUCCGAGCUAUAACUCUCAGAUCUACAUUCUCGAGCUUUUGGAUGACUUGGAACACCGAGGCAUUGUCAGCAUGAAUGAUCCAAGUAUGGCUUCGGAUAUUGAAAGGGUAUGCCUGACUUGGGAUAUCUCGUGCUACUUAUCUAGGAACAUCAAGGGAACCUUGGAUUUGUUUUGCAAUUUCACGUUUCUUAGCCAGCGUUUGGCUGUCUAUAUAGCAUCUGCCAUAGGUUCUACGCCCAUCGGCACCAUGCAUAAGUGA
Molecule: messenger RNA, 654 nt
Organism: Aspergillus niger
Lineage: Eukaryota; Fungi; Ascomycota; Eurotiomycetes; Eurotiales; Aspergillaceae
Exons: 2
Coding region: 1-654 (217 amino acids)
Source: RefSeq, a predicted model, not a curated record